AUGACCAUCAACGGCACGAACGGCGCGACCAACGGUGCAGCGCACCCUGUCAAUGUCGAUGCCUUGCCCUCGAGGGCUGACGAAGUUGCCGAGCUGCUCGACGCCGUGCAGAACUUGCUGAUCCCAUUUAUUCGCGCCGCUGACGAAGAUGCUGCCAUCAAGCCCACUGGCCGUGGCCUGACAAUUGACGGCAGCGAGCCGCGCACCGUGCUUGUCGAAUCGCACCCGCCGAAGAAGCUUGAGUCGCUCCUUAAUUUACAAUUACCGGAAAAUGGUGUUGGGAAGGAGGGUUUGCUUGAUGUUGUGCAACGCAUCCUUCAGUACUCGGUCAACACAUGGGACCAGGGUUUUAUGGACAAACUCUACGCCUCCACGAAUGCUGUUCAUGUUUAUCAAGUCUCACCUGCCCUUGCCCUCAUCGAGAAGCAUACAACCACCCAGCUCGCCCACCUCUUCGGUUUCAACGGGCCGUACGCCGGCGGUAUCUCGCAGCCGGGCGGCUCAGCCUCCAACGCCACUUCGGUGGUCGUAGCACGCAACACUCUGUACCCGGAGACCAAGCGCAGCGGCAUCCACGGCUCGGACCGGCGCUUCGUCCUGUUCACGUCGGCCCACGGGCACUACAGCCUGGAGAAGGCGGCGCAGAUGUUCGGGUUCGGCAGCGACGCGGUGCGGGCGGUGCCGGUGGACGGCGACGGGCGGAUGGACGUGGCGGAGCUGGAGAAGAUGGUGGCGGCGGCCAAGGCGGGCGGCGAGACACCUUUCUACGUCAACGCGACGGCGGGCACGACGGUCAUGGGCUCGUUCGACCCGAUCGACGGCAUCGCCGACGUGUGCGCGCGCCACGGCCUGUGGCUGCACGUCGACGGCAGCUGGGGCGGGCCGGUCGCCUUCAACGCCGACGUGCGCAGGGAGCGGCUGCGCGGCGUCGAGCGCGCCGACAGCGUCGCCUUCACCCCCCACAAGAUGCUCGGCGUGCCCGUGACGUGCAGCUUCCUGCUCGCGAAGGACCUGCGCCACGUCCGCAAGGCCAUGACCCUGCCCGCCGGCUACCUCUUCCACAACGAGGACGAGCUCGAGGACACCAACGUGCUGUACGACCUCGCCGACUUCACGCCCCAGUGCGGCCGCAAGGGUGAGGCGCUGAAGCUGUUCCUGGCCUGGCUGAGCGCCGGCUCGGCGGGCUUCUCGGACCGCAUCCGGACUGCCUUCGAGCGCGGAGAGCUGCUGUACUCGCUGCUGGCAAAGUCGUCGAAUAUCUCCCUCGUGAGCAAGAGCCCCCUGCCUUGCUUGCAGGUCUGCUUUUACUAUGCCCCUGGCGGCCAGCUUGCCGCUGAUCCGGCGACGAACAGCAAGAGGACGGAGGAGAUUGCCAGGAGGCUCAUCAAGAGGGGUUGGAUGGUGGAUUUCGCUCCCGGCGAGAAGGGCAAGUUUUUCAGAGUCGUGGUCAAUGGAGAGACCAGGGUGGGCACGGUCGAAGGGCUGGUGAAGGCUGUGGAGGAGGUGGGUGCGGAGGUCGUUGGGGAAGAGUAA
Lasiodiplodia theobromae is the source of this 1533-nucleotide messenger RNA. Its product is annotated as Glutamate decarboxylase. Gene Ontology annotation, biological process: carboxylic acid metabolic process. Gene Ontology annotation, cellular component: cytoplasm. The record is from RefSeq and is a predicted model, not a curated record. Lineage: Eukaryota; Fungi; Ascomycota; Dothideomycetes; Botryosphaeriales; Botryosphaeriaceae. Gene Ontology annotation, molecular function: carboxy-lyase activity; pyridoxal phosphate binding. The transcript has 3 exons. The coding region runs from base 1 to 1533 and encodes 510 amino acids.